AUGUUGGCGUUGUUCGGUCUCAAACAACCAGAGUACCCAAUUUUUGGAAGGAUGAUUGAUAAUUCCGCGAAUGUCUUGGGGGUGAUUUACUACAAUUGUCAUUUUGUGCUGGCGAAGGACGACUACCAGUCAUGGCAGCGCCCAGUCACGACGACGGGAUACAACCCAGAUCCCACCAAAAUGAUGAAAGUCGCACAGUGGAUGGGCACCCGAGACAUCAAAGUAGGCGCUGUACCCAAGCCCAAAAUCACAGACCCUAGCGACGCCAUCGUCCAAAUCACCCACUGCACAAUCUCCAGCUCCGACCUACACAUCUACGAAGGCAAGCUCGACAACGCAAUGGAAAAAGGCGAUAUCCUCGGCCAAGAAGCCAUCGGCCUCGUCGACGAAGUCGGCCCCAACGUCAAGACCCUCAAACCCGGCGACCGGGUCAUCAUCCUACCCGUCAUCGCCUGCGGCAGCUGCCCCCACUGCCAACGACAAGAAUACUCGCUCUGCGACCAGACCAACCCAUCCGCGGAAAUGGAAGCCGCAUACGGGUAUCGUCUCGCCGGGAAAUUGGGCUAUGGCCGCCUUUGCGGCGGGUAUCAAGGCAACCAGGCGGAGUACUGUCGCGUCCCGAACGCGGAUUUAACGUGUGUUAGGGCGCCGCAUCAUCUCGAUGCGCGGAAAUUGCUUGGGUUGACGAAUGUUGUUACCACGGCUUGGCAUGCGCUCGAAUUGGCGGAGGUGCAGACUAACGAUGUCGUUGGUGUUUGGGGAUGUGGGCCUGUGGGUCUGGCUGUGCAGCGACUGGCGAAGCUCCGUGGGGCGAAAACGGUUUAUGCUAUGGAUCGAGAUCCGCAGCGGUUGCGGAUUGCGGAGGGGUUUGGCAUGACGUCUGUUGAUAUGGGGGCGCGUUCGGAUGUGGGGGAGUAUAUUUUGUCGAUUCAAGACCAGGGUCUUGAUAGGUCGAUUGAGACUGGUGGCGUUUGGAAUCUGCGGGAGCCUCAACAUGCUUGUUCCCCGAUUGGGCUUGAAGGAAAAUGUGAGGAUGCGCUGGCAGCUAUUAUUAAGGCUACCCGGAAGGGUGGGAAUGUUGCUUUGAUGGGGAAUAUGCUCUUCGCCACACAUGAUUUCCCGAUUGGGUCUUUGAUGCAGAAAGCCUUGACGGUGCGUGGUGGCCAGACGUGGCCGCAAAAGUAUUAUCCAUAUCUCAUGGACCUGGUAGUCGAGGGAACAAUUGAUCCUUCGUGGAUGUUCACAUAUGAGGACGAGUUCGAGAAUAUCGCGGAUCUAUAUCAGAGGGUCGCCCAGCGUCAGAUCCCCGGUGGGCUCAAGGUCUUCCUGGUGACUGCUUUUGGACGUAGCGAGCAGAUGCGAAAGUCGCGCCAGAGCCCUCCCGGGAAUCUACACUCCACACACUUCUUCAUCAUGUUCCCCCCACCACCAGCUGACAUUGAUUGGAACAAUCUUGGCUUCAAAGUAAGGGACGGCAACGGCCAUGUGGAAAUCCACUUCUCCCACAGUGGAGAUAACAAGUGGUCACAACCGCAACUCGUCGCCUCACCCUUCAUAGCCGUGCAUGGGAUGGCGCCUGGCCUCAACUACGGCCAGCAAGUCUACGAAGGACUCAAAGCCUUCCGCCACCCAGGCAAUGACAAGAUCACUAUCUUCCGACCGGACCGCAACGCCAAGCGCAUGCAGCAUUCCGCCGAAGUGGUCUCCAUCCCACCCGUUCCGGAAGAUCUGUUCAUCGAAUGCGUUCGGCUGGCUGUCGGUGCAAACGCGGAGUAUGUACCGCCCCACGAGUCCGGUGCGGCAAUGUAUGUCAGACCUAUGCUCUUUGGAUCCUCUGCGCAGCUGGGAUUGAGCCCACCAGAUAAAUAUACACUAGCGGUGUUUGCCAUGCCGACUGCUGUUUAUCACGGAGCUAGUGCCGUCGACGCGCUGAUUCUCGAGGACUUCGAUCGCUGUGCGCCGCAUGGAACUGGUGAUGCUAAGGUUGGCGGAAACUAUGCGCCGGUUGUGCGACACAGUGAACGGGCCCGUCGUGAAGGGUUUGGAAUCACGCUUCAUUUGGAUAGUGCGACUCGCAGUGAGGUUGACGAGUUCUCGACAUCUGCUUUCAUUGGAGUGAAGCGUGAUGGUGAUCAGGUUACUGUAAUUCAGCCGGAUAGCCGGCAUGCGAUUGACUCGGUUACGGCGGCAUCGGUGUUGGAGAUUGCGCGUACGUUGGGAUAUCGGGCGGAGAAGAGACGGGUCUCUUAUGAGGAGCUGUGCGAGUUCGAUGAGGUUAUUGCUGCGGGCACGGCGGCGGCGUUGGUGCCUGUGGGUAGUAUCACGAUGCGAUCCCGCGGCGAUAAGUUUGAGUAUCGUUGUGGGACUGGAAAGGAAGGUGGUGAGGUUUUUGCUAAGUUGCUGCGGACACUUCGGGGUAUACAAUCUGGAAUAAUUGAGGAUAGCUUGGGUUGGAAUUUCGAGGUGCAGGCACCACCAAAGGGUUGGUUACAGCAAGGACAGGAGAAGAUCGAACAGAAUGGUGCCAACGUGCCUUGA
Penicillium paradoxum is the source of this 2538-nucleotide messenger RNA. RefSeq names its product Branched-chain amino acid aminotransferase II. Lineage: Eukaryota; Fungi; Ascomycota; Eurotiomycetes; Eurotiales; Aspergillaceae. The coding region runs from base 1 to 2538 and encodes 845 amino acids. Gene Ontology annotation, biological process: branched-chain amino acid metabolic process. Gene Ontology annotation, molecular function: branched-chain-amino-acid:2-oxoglutarate transaminase activity; oxidoreductase activity. The record is from RefSeq and is a predicted model, not a curated record. The transcript has 5 exons.